UGUGUGACAUUUUCAAAAGCAUUCAAAAAUAUUGCAGGGAUGAUUUAUGAUGAACUGGGAGAGACACCUCAAUAUAACGCAAAGAAAGCAAGUGGAUGAGGUCCCGAAUGGAUCCAAACUGUCCAAUAGGUGCGCGCGCAAACUGAACGAGGUUCAGUAGUCUUGAGGCAACCGGUACACACAUACAGUGUAGCGUAGAGGAGAUGCAACUUUAUAGUCCCUUUUAUUAUGACAGCAACAAGUGGAGGCGGUGCGCUGGCGAAGUGAGUUAUACCUCCUGCGCUCAUUCUAUGUUCGGUCCCUCUCCACUCGAUACUGAUUCGUUUGUUGGUUUGCAUGUUACUUUACGUCGAUGGAGCAACGGUACAACCCUGACUGGACCAUACUCUCAUUCUGAAAACAAAUCGGGAGAAAAAGACAAAAUUCCUUGCCUUCAGAGGACUGAGUGAUAGGCUGUCCUGAAACUUGUGCUACAGUAUGUCUGGAUCAAAAUGAUAUGCCCACUGCUUUCCUCUUCUGUCUAGUUGGAACCCAUCUUUUGUAUUCCUCCAGACUGUCCUUGGUCAAACUACAGUCACUUCACUGGACUCUAAUGGAUGGAUAUAUGGGGAUGAAGAUAGAGAGUUAUUAAUCUGGUACAGGAUCAAAUGAUAUGUAUAUGAGUAGCUGCUAUGUACCAUCAAUAAUCAUUGAAACCUGUUCGGGAACCGCAGGGUUAGUCAGAUAUUUUACCGGCUGGGCUAAUGGGGCCUCCUCAGCCAGAUUGGCAAGCCCUGUCCCCUUCUUCUUUCUGUGUCUCCACUUCCCCCGUGAGGACGUUGUGUCUCGUGGCGGCCCUCAUGGUUGUCAUGGUGACACCAUGCCCCAAGAGCUGCCACUGCUCGGAGAGGAACGGCAUGGUGGUGCAGUGCGUCUCCCGGAGCCUUGACCAGAUCCCCUCGGACCUACCGGAAGACACCGUCACCCUCCUGCUCUCAUCCAACCGGAUCAGCCACAUCCCCAACCAGGCCUUCAAGGACCUCCGCCGCCUCAAGGAGCUGGACCUGUCGCAUAACCACAUCGAGAGUAUCGACGCAGGGGCCUUCCUGGGGGUCUCCGAGGGACUCCGCUCCCUGGACCUCUCCAACAACCAGCUCCGCAGCGUCCCCAAGGAGGCCUUCACCAAGCUGAGUGCCCGUAUAAGACUCUCCAACAACCCCUGGCACUGCGAGUGUUCCCUCCAGGAGGUACUGAGGGAGCUGAGGCUGGACCCUGAGACGGUCAAUGAGGUGAGCUGCCACACCUCUGUCCAGGACGAGUACGCCGGCCGGCCCGUCAUUCAGGUCCUGGACUCUGGCAUCAACUUCUGUAACUUCCACCACAAGACCACCGACGUGGCCAUGUUCGUGACCAUGUUCUGCUGGUUCGCCAUGGUGAUCACCUACGUCAUCUACUACGUCAGGCACAACCAGGAGGAUGCAAGGAGACACAUGGAGUACCUCAAGUCUCUACCCAGCUCCUCCCAGACCAGCAAGGACUUUGACACAGCCAGCACUGUGCUCUAGCAGUGGUCUAUGUGUGGUGGCAGUGACAGCGGUGGGGGUUCUUACAUGUCCAUGGGAUAGUAAACACAGUGGCACACUUGCAAGGUGUAUGUAACUAUUUUGAAUGUGAAGACGGGCCUCUGGACGAGCCACUGGACUGCACCUGCCCGUCUGCACGUGCCUGACCGGCUCGCAGUGGGCCUCGGGUUCGUCAGUGCAAUCAACGUGCCCCUUUUUGUGUCUAAUGUUUAUGAAGUCAUGGGCUCAAUACCUUUUGAGAUUUCUGACUCAAUUCCGACCUACUUUUUUGUCGACUGUUUUUAUUGUAUUUAUUGUUUAUUGGAAAGGAACAUGACCUCUGUUCCUCAUCGUCAUAUGUUUUCCCAACAGUAGGAUUUAAUGAGAAAGAUAUUGUAUAAGUCUCUGUGAGUGUCUCCAUAUUGAUUUGGUUGUUGUGAUUGGUUGCAGUGCUAUACAGUACUAUUGAUCUAGUCAUUAUGAUUGGCUGUUACACUGGACUGAAUGUCCAUCUUGUGUCUUCAAGUGCCUAGAAACAGUAAACAGUAACUCAACCAAGGCACUGUGAAAGCAAAUGUCGAACUACAAAAUCCCUUAAAAGCUAGAAUCCUUACCCACUGGGCACAGAUGUCAUUUCAAUGUCUAGUUUGUCUAGUUUGCUUCAAUGUUUGCAAACAAGGUAAAUGUAAACAAAUACUGUAUAGCUUUAAAACAUGGUUAAAACUGUCGUUUGUUUGAUUAUGUCCAUAGCUAUGUCUAUGAAUUUGACAGUGGUUCCAUUUCUCCAGGCUUUUUACUAAACAGAGGGGUACCACUUUGUUAUUGAUUUAGCUGAAGAUUCUAGCUUUAAUAUGUCGUGUUAAAUAUUUUAGUUGUUGUCAAGGGUGUUAUGAAUCAUUUACCAUUACUCAUUUUGGCAAUCAAUGUGAUGCCACUUUCAGGACAUAAAUCUUUAAAUAUUCAUAUCGGAUUUAGUUCCCAAACUGUCAAACACCCUUCUACAGACGUUGAUUGAUGCUGAUGUUGCGUCAGAGAGUCUAUGAUGACCAACAGUUGGAAGUAGUCUAUACUUCCUCAGUAGUGUAUGUGUUCUGUAUUGUUUUGUCUCUAUUGGUUUGUAUGUUUGUCCCUUUAAUGGUAUGGGGUGUAGUUUAUGUUUAGGAGAGAGAAACUAAUGAAAGGAAAGUGAGAAAAGGAGACAUUCUAUUGUUUUAUUGAGACUUGUGUUGAAACGGAGAAACGUUGACCAUGAAAACUGUCUUUGUCUGUCGUGUAGCCCCAGGGAUAUGUCUUGAUCUUGUUGCGCUCGUCUCUGUUUCUAAUUAUUCUUAGCAAAAUGGUUGUGAAUCAAGCGUUGUAAUUUUUAUAUCUGAAAUAAAAAG
Messenger RNA from Oncorhynchus gorbuscha (pink salmon), 2923 nucleotides. RefSeq names its product leucine-rich repeat-containing protein 3-like. Gene Ontology annotation, molecular function: protein binding. NCBI's taxonomy places the organism in Eukaryota, Metazoa, Chordata, Actinopteri, Salmoniformes, Salmonidae. The transcript has 2 exons. Gene Ontology annotation, cellular component: extracellular matrix. The record is from RefSeq and is a predicted model, not a curated record. Bases 744 to 1544 code for a protein of 266 amino acids.